Messenger RNA from Calidris pugnax (ruff), 346 nucleotides. It is a transcript of the gene PRLH, whose product is annotated as prolactin releasing hormone. Lineage: Eukaryota; Metazoa; Chordata; Aves; Charadriiformes; Scolopacidae. The record is from RefSeq and is a predicted model, not a curated record. The coding region runs from base 71 to 346 and encodes 91 amino acids. Gene Ontology annotation, molecular function: neuropeptide hormone activity; prolactin-releasing peptide receptor binding. The transcript is spliced from 2 exons. Gene Ontology annotation, biological process: feeding behavior; response to peptide hormone; G protein-coupled receptor signaling pathway.
GGUGGCAGGGAAUUCCAGGGACUGGGAGAUUUUGGGGAAGAAGGGGCCGCAGCCGGAGAGAGCUUCGGGGAUGAAGCUGGGGGCCGUCUGCCUCCUGUGCCUGCUGCUCACCUGCCUGACCCUGCCCGUCGCCCACGGCCACCUCCGCCAGCGCUCCAUGGAAAUCAGGAGUAAGGAGAGCAUGAACCCAGACAUCGACCCCUCCUGGUACACGGGGCGUGGGAUCCGGCCGGUGGGACGAUUCGGGAGGCGGCGAGCCCUGGGCGAGGGCAUCCAUCCCGGGGGGGCAGCCUGUGCCCCCCACCGCCUUCACCCCCAGCCCCCCCGGGAGGAGCGGAGCUCCUGA